Molecule: messenger RNA, 762 nt
Organism: Aspergillus caelatus
Lineage: Eukaryota; Fungi; Ascomycota; Eurotiomycetes; Eurotiales; Aspergillaceae
Exons: 2
Coding region: 260-724 (154 amino acids)
Source: RefSeq, a predicted model, not a curated record
GAACAACUACUUCCCCCCUAUUCUUGGCGGUUUGAUCGGUUCCCAGUGCCCGAGAGUAAUUCGAUAGAUUGUUGUACAUACAUAUACGGCAUAUCCGUUUUUUUCUGCUGCCCCCCCCCCAGUUGACGAUAUAUACCUCAUAUACGGGACCCGUACCCGGCAGCCAACCGCGACACUAGCUUACGAGAUUUGUGAUACUGAAAGCAAGCCUCCCUGUUCGCCUAGCACGGCUCUGGACACCAAAAUCUAUUUAUCUCCCAUGCGCCAUUGUGUUCGCAACGUAAAACCCAGAGCUUGCUUCUACCAAGGCGACCAAAGACCACGUCAAAUGCCCGGAAAACACCAAAACCUAGCCAUCGCAACUCGAGGCUCCUCGCUCGACCUGUGUUUAAGCCCAAAUAGUAAACACUCAGUUGCUGCAAGACAGGCAAACGCCGUCAAAAAACUGAAUCAUACAAGAACAAAGCCCUUGCGCCCUUUGGCAAAAAUGGCUACCGUGUCGAUAACAAGCGAUCUGGAGCCAUAUCUGGCUUCCCUCCGCAGCUAUCUAGCUAGAGACAGAUCCGCGUCCCCCGGGUUGGAGGACCGGGUCGACGAGCAUCUCGAUUGCUCGUCCAAACAUCAUGAGACAGGGCAUUCACAGCCACGCGUGGAACGCCCCCAAGGUACUAAAAAACAUGAGAACCUCGGGGGUAGCCGUGUUAUGACGCAGGAUCGUUCAUAACAGCGUGAUGAAUAUUGAGGCCAUGUUUCUCUCUUUUG